Messenger RNA from Hyaloscypha bicolor E, 1420 nucleotides. RefSeq lists its product as uncharacterized. The record is from RefSeq and is a predicted model, not a curated record. The coding region runs from base 145 to 1215 and encodes 356 amino acids. The transcript has 4 exons. Gene Ontology annotation, molecular function: nucleic acid binding. Lineage: Eukaryota; Fungi; Ascomycota; Leotiomycetes; Helotiales; Hyaloscyphaceae.
CUUCAUUCAGCAUCUCUCCAACGUGAAAUCAUUCAACCACCAUCUCUGGAUUCAAUUCAGAUCAAUACAGCUGUGCUUGUGAGACAGAAUUAGAGCGACAACCUAAGAACGUACUAAUUUUAGUUCCACUAACACUACAACAAAAUGGCACCCAGUAAACCGGCCCUCGACCUGAACUCAAUGAUUAACGCAGAUCGUGCGCGUAGGAAGCAUGAAGCCAUCGCAGCGGAAAUCUUUGGCAGAAACCGCAGAUCCAGCGCGCCAGGGGCUGCAGCUGCGAGCACUCGCAAGACCGGCCAGAUAGGCGCAGCGCCCUCACUUGCAAGCAGAAUCGGCGGAGGCAUUGCAAAGCGCACUGUUUCCUCCUCAGCCAGACCAGCGAGGGCUAGCCCGAAGCCAAACGCAGGCAAUGUCGAUGCUGAAUGGACGCACGAUCUUCACACCCUGAACAAUCCAGCAGCAGACAAAGUCACCCAAAUACCCCGUGGUCCGAAAGCUGGCCGCGGAAGUCGCAACGAUCGUCUCUACACUGCACUGAACGGCUCAGCUUCGUCGCCUGCGCUCAACAGUCAGUUUAACAUCGUUGGAUCCGCAAAGACUACGGCAGGAAUUUCGAUUCGCGGACUUGCUGGACCUUAUAUCGUCAUAGCAAAAAAUCUCGCUGUUGGAACUACAGCCGCAGAUAUCGAGAGUGCGAUGACACCAGUUGGAGGGGUAGUCCUGGGUUGUCGUCUGAUUGCUGAGCGGCCAAAAGUCAUUGCGGAGCUUAUCUUUGAAAGCAAGGAAGGCGCUGAUAAUGUGGUCGAUACAUUCAACAAUCAGAAUGCCGAUGGCAAUAUCCUCCACGUUUACCACAAAGCAGGCCCUGUUCCCCCUCGCGCUAAACUGCUCGCCGCUCAAGCAGCACCUCCCGAAAGAUCCGUUACCCCUACUGGACCACGAGCCGAUACCAUCACCGAACGAUCAGAUGAUACACCCUCAGGCUAUGGCUCAAGAUCAGGCCGUACCCCACCACGGAGGCGAGACUUUGAUGGCAGGGAUGAUGUGAUCGACGGCUCAUAUGGCUUCGACGAGGAUCGUAUGGAUACAGAUGAUAGGCAGGAUGGUGGACGGGGAAGAGGUCUCUACAGUGACACGAUGAUUGGCAACCGAGGACGAGGUCGCGGAAACAGCAGAGACAGGGGACGCGGCGAGCGUGGCCGUGGCUACAGAUGAAGCAUCACUCUCGUCUUAACGUUUACUGUAAACAAUCAUCGGCCAAUCUCCUGCUAUUGGGGGAACGCCGACGCCCGAUCUCAGCCCUCAACGACACCACUACUCCUAGCAACCUGCAUACCGGCGUUUCAAUUUGAUUUUAGGGGAAUGGCCAGGCGUUCUUGCAAUGAAAAGGGAGCCAUAGCUGUACUAUGUAGAUGCACAG